AUGCAGACUCCGCCGCCUAGGAUACCUGUCCUGAAUAUCAUUCGCCUUGAAUUUACCGGAACCAAACUGAACACAAAUGUUGAGCCACCAUCAGUGGUGCUCGAGCUCAGCUGGGUAGAUCGGUUCUUUCGCCUGACAGAAGUAAGACCGAAAGUGCAAAAAUAUGUGCUAAUGUCAGCCCAGGACAGCUAUACGGAUUUCCACAUUGACUUCAGCGAAACAUCUGUGUGGUAUCACAUUUUUGAAGUAAGCGAACGGUCCAUUAAUUAUCUGCUAUUAGUUCCACCGACGAUUUACAAUUUGGAAAAAUACAAAGAAUGGAUAAACUCAGAUGAGCAGUAUGAAAAAUUUUUGGGUGCAGAACGCCAUUGCGAUAAACUGGAGUUGAAUCAAGGCGAAACCAUUCUUGCGCCAAGUGGAUGGUAA
Molecule: messenger RNA, 426 nt
Organism: Paramacrobiotus metropolitanus
Lineage: Eukaryota; Metazoa; Tardigrada; Eutardigrada; Parachela; Macrobiotidae
Product: lysine-specific demethylase 7B-like
Exons: 3
Coding region: 1-426 (141 amino acids)
Biological process (GO): regulation of transcription by RNA polymerase II; protein demethylation
Molecular function (GO): histone demethylase activity; transcription coregulator activity
Source: RefSeq, a predicted model, not a curated record